Molecule: messenger RNA, 2910 nt
Organism: Pistacia vera
Lineage: Eukaryota; Viridiplantae; Streptophyta; Magnoliopsida; Sapindales; Anacardiaceae
Product: E3 ubiquitin-protein ligase ORTHRUS 2-like
Exons: 9
Coding region: 75-2639 (854 amino acids)
Biological process (GO): protein ubiquitination; negative regulation of gene expression via chromosomal CpG island methylation
Molecular function (GO): ubiquitin protein ligase activity; metal ion binding
Source: RefSeq, a predicted model, not a curated record
GAGCGUCUUCUCAAUCACCCCCGAUUAUCCUGCGCACAUCCACUUAUCCUGCGCACUUCAACUCUUCUUACUCCAUGGCGCCAGAUAUCCAGCUCCCGUGCGACGGAGAUGGCCAGUGCAUGCGUUGCAAAGCAAAACCACCGGCCGAAGAGAACCUCACGUGCUGCUUGUGCGCCACUCCUUGGCACGUCACGUGCUUGACUAAACCUCCGGAGACUCUCGCCUCUGCCGUUUCGUGGCAUUGUCCGGAUUGUUCUGGAGAUGAGAAGGCGGCUGUACCUUUGGGCCCGGCGGCGGCCGGAGAGGGCGGGCAGAUAGUGGCGGCGAUACGGGCGAUUGAGGCGGACGAGACGUUGACGGACAAGGAGAAGGCGAGGAAGAGGCAAGAGUUGAUGAGUGGGAGAGUUGAAGAAAUGGAGGGAAACGACGAGGAGAAAAAGAAGAAGGGGAAGGAGAAGGAGAGUGAGAGGGAAAGAGAUGUUCUACACUUGCUCGAUGGGAGCUUGAACUGUUCGUUUUGUAUGCAGUUGCCUGAAAGACCUGUUACGACCCCAUGUGGCCACAAUUUCUGCCUUAAAUGCUUCCAGAAAUGGAUUGGGCAAGGGAAGCGUACCUGUGCUAAAUGCCGCAACACAAUUCCUCCCAAAAUGGCAAGUCAGCCUCGCAUUAAUUCUACACUUGUAGCUGCCAUCCGUAUGGCAAAGCUGUCAAAAUCAAACCAAGCUUGUGGACCACUGAAGGUUUAUCAUUUUGUGCAAAACCAAGAUCGGCCAGACAAGGCAUAUACUACUGAGCGUGCACAGAAAACUGGGAAGGCCAAUGCUGCCAGUGGAAAGAUUUUUGUCACUGUACCACCUGAUCAUUUUGGGCCUAUCCCGGCAGAAAAUGAUCCUGGGAGAAAUCAGGGUGUGCUGGUUGGCGAAUGUUGGGAAGAUAGAUUGGAGUGCCGGCAGUGGGGUGCUCAUCUUCCUCAUGUUGCUGGUAUAGCUGGACAGUCAACAUAUGGUGCUCAGUCAGUGGCUCUCUCUGGAGGUUAUGAGGACGAUGAAGAUCAUGGAGAGUGGUUCCUCUAUACAGGAAGUGGAGGUAGAGAUCUCAGUGGUAACAAACGUACAAACAAGGAGCAGUCCUUUGAUCAGACGUUUGAUAAAAUGAAUGAGGCCCUCCGAGUUAGUUGCAAAAAGGGCUACCCUGUCCGGGUUGUAAGGUCUCACAAAGAGAAGCGCUCUGCUUAUGCCCCUGAGAAAGGUGUGCGCUAUGAUGGAGUCUAUAGAAUUGAAAAAUGCUGGCGAAAAGUUGGAAUUCAAGGUUUUAAGGUCUGCCGGUAUUUAUUUGUUAGAUGUGACAAUGAGCCUGCUCCAUGGACGAGUGAUGAAUAUGGGGAUAGACCAAGACCUUUGCCAGUUAUUCAAGAGUUUAAGAAGGCUACUGACAUAACAGAGAGGAAGGAAAGUCCAUCCUGGGACUUUGAUGAAGAAGAUUCUCACUGGAAGUGGAAAAAACCCCCGCCUCCCAGCAAAAAACCUGUGGGUACAGGAAAUCCUGAGGACAGGAAGAGGAUAAGGAAAGCUAUAAGGCAAGCACAAAACACAAGUGUAAGAGAGAAGCUACUGAAAGAGUUCAGCUGCCUAAUCUGUCGGCAAGUGAUGACUCUUCCAAUUACCACACCUUGCGCUCAUAACUUUUGCAAGUCAUGUUUGGAGGGUGCAUUUGCUGGUAAGACUUUUAUCAGGGACAGAAGCAAAGGUGGACGGACACUUCGAACACAAAAGAAUGUCAUGCAGUGCCCUUCAUGCUCAACCGACAUCUCUGAAUUUCUUCAAAAUCCUCAGGUUAACAGAGAAUUAAUGGAUGUGAUUGAGUCACUGAAACGUAAGACUGAAGAGAAUGAAGAUCCUGCUGCUGAGUUGAGUGAAGAAGAGACUGAUGCAAUGGAGGGAAAUCUUGAUCCAACAUCUGCAACCAAUGACACUGCUGCAAAAAUGUCUGAGAAAAGUGACAUGGAAGAGGAUUUGCAGAAUACUCCUGCCAAACGGACUAGCAAGCAGAUGAAAAUUGACAAGGAUGGAGAGAAAAACGAGAUUUAUACUGAGAAGCCUGAUGACACUGCUGAAGAAAUGUCUGAGAAAAAUGACUUGAAAGAGGAUUUGCAAAGCACUCCUGCCAAACGGACUAGCAAGCGGAUGAAAGUUGACAAGGAUGGAGAGAAAAACAAAAUUUCGACUGAGAAGCCUGAUGUUCCAGAUGCAGACACUGUGACUAAAGAAGUUCAGUCCGGAGUCCCUGAUAAUAGCCACAAACACUUGUCUAACGACGGUGGCAGCUCAGUAAAAGAGAGUUCUGGGGCACAGACUCCUGCAAAUGGCAAACCCAAACGGAUUAGCAAGCGGAUGAAAGUUGACAAGGAUGGAGAGAAAAACAAGACCUCGACUGAGAAGCCUGAUGGUCCAGAUGUAGACACUGAAUCUAAAGAAGUUCAGUCCAGAGUUCCUGAAAACUUGCCUAACAAGGGUGGAAUCUCAGAGAAAACGAGUUCUGGAGUACAGACCAGAAGCAUGAAAGCUCAAGCACCAACAGAUGAAGGAGACUCCCCAUCAAGUACCCUACAUCUGCAGUCAUCAGAUGAUGAUUUCGAAUAGCUUGUUGGAUACCAUCAGGUAUGCAACUUCAUUUUGGCAGUGAAAGUUACUGCAAUUUAAAGAUACUAUUGGUUGUUAUAUAUUCCUAUCUUUUGGGAAUAGGGCUAGGGAAAUUAGGGAUUGACCACAGCUUAAUUAGUAUAUGAUAGCUGAUUUUUGGGGAGAUAAACUGCGAAUACUCAGUUUCUCCUAUUCGAUCCUAAACCAAUAUGUUUGAUGUAUUUGAUAUUAAUGUCAAUUGAAUUUCAACAUUUGCACUUGGAAAAGUUAA